Anneissia japonica is the source of this 3242-nucleotide messenger RNA. Its product is annotated as eukaryotic translation initiation factor 1A, Y-chromosomal-like. Gene Ontology annotation, biological process: translational initiation. The coding region runs from base 142 to 579 and encodes 145 amino acids. NCBI's taxonomy places the organism in Eukaryota, Metazoa, Echinodermata, Crinoidea, Comatulida, Comatulidae. Gene Ontology annotation, molecular function: RNA binding; translation initiation factor activity. The record is from RefSeq and is a predicted model, not a curated record. The transcript has 5 exons. Gene Ontology annotation, cellular component: cytoplasm.
UCUGUGAUUGCACAUUUUGCAAGAGUUAUAACGCGAGGAGUUGUAUAAGUGUUUUGAUUAACUUUGUCAUUUUUGUAUUUACACUCAUCUGAUAUUUCUAUUAAUAUCAUAUCCUGACUUAAAUAUACCCAGUGAAACAACAUGCCGAAAAAUAAAGGAAAGGGAGGAAAGAAUCGAAGAAGAGGGAAGAAUGAAAAUGAAGAUCAGAAGAGAGAAUUGGUGUUUAAAGAUGAUGGUCAAGAAUAUGCUCAAGUUAUAAAGAUGUUGGGUAAUGGAAGAUUAGAAGCUUUGUGCAUCGAUGGAGUAAAGCGCUUAUGUCAUAUCAGAGGCAAGCUAAGGAAAAAGGUGUGGAUAAAUCAAGCAGAUAUCAUCCUAGUUGGUCUUCGUGAUUACCAAGAUGCAAAAGCAGAUGUGAUAUUAAAGUACACGCCCGAGGAAGCAAGGAAUCUGAAAACAUACGGAGAACUGCCUGAAAGUUUCAAGAUCAAUGAGACUGUUACCUUUGGAGAAGAGGAUGAUAACGAGAUCACAUUUGAUUUUACAGAGGGUGGAGAUGAAGAAGAAAUUGAUGAUAUUUAGUAGUAACUUCUGUCGUCAUCAUGGGUUUAAUGAACGGCCAAUAGUUUUGUUGCAGUAAGUUGCGGCUAUUGUAUAUGUUUUGCGUGCGGUAUAUCACACAAGACACUCCCUCGGAACUGCAUAGAUUUAAAUUCAAUAGGUUAGCAAAUAAAAAUAAUGUGAUGGCCAUCUUGACCAGAGUGUGGUUCCACUGCUCAAUCAAACUGAGCAGGUGAACCCUUGCAGAUAUUCAGAUUAGGCGCAUUGGCCAAGGAUUACCACUAGUGAGUACAUUAUCACUCUCCUACAUAUAACAGUUAUUCUUAUCGCUAACAUAACAUUACAUUAUAGACCUUUCCAAAAUGUGAAACUUAACUGACCAAUCAGAAUGUGUGAUUCAAUAGGCAGGACCAGGAAAGGCACGUUUACAACCGCACGCUCGGCCAUGUUCCUCUAUGGAUUCCUGUCGGUUUUUUUUAACCUUACCAAAAAUAUCCAAGGGGAAGGCCUAGUGGAACAGUCCUAUGUUGAGUUGAUAAAGAGUCACUGUACUCAUUUUCAAAUAGUGUGCCAAGUUAUUGUUUAUGCACAUAAUUAUUGCGUACAUAUGACCACCAUCUUCACAUCGCAUCUGAAGAAUGCAAAGCAGGAAAAAAAGUGGUUUAUUUAUAUUUUGUGUAUGGUGUUUGCAACAUAAUGAGGAAGAACUUGAAGCUGGCCGUAGUAGUAUUUCGAAAUAUAAUUUGGCUAAAUUGGAAUAAAGCUUUUUUUUUUCUUGUUGGAUAUUUUAGUAUAAUUAUCACUUGUGUAAUACUGUUAUGUUCUACUAUAACAUGAAAUUAGAUCAUCUUUAGAUUGUCAAAUUUUAUAUCAUUAUUGUAGUGUUACAUUAUUUUACACAUUAAUGGAUUUGUUGCACUUUCAUUAAGUAGUUGACUGUAAAAAUAAGUAUAGAAUGUAAAGCCAUAAGUAAGCUUAUAGGUAUUUAUAGACUUUUAGUUUUUGAUGUUAAAGACAAUAAGAAAUGAGAUUUACUGUAAAGGGAAAUGUUUAGCACAGACCUUAUAUAGCACCGCUUUGUACUAUGGUUACCGAAUUAGGCACUCUUUCUAACAAGCACCAAUUUUGAAUAAAUACUUUGCGCCAUACCAUCAUGAUUUUUUUCCCCACUAAAAUCCGUUUUAAUUAAAUUCUCUCUCACUUAUUAGAGUUGUAAUCAAUUUUAAUUAGGUAUUGUUGCGCUUAAUUGAGAAUACAUCUUAAUCAACAUGCCCUGGUUUAAUAACAAAAAAUUAAUAGUCGUAGUUUAAGGUGAGUAAUGAUAGUGGAGCAGGGAAUAUUUUAGUAAUUGAUACUACGUACAAUAUCACUCAUCUAGUGUAUAGAAUACUUCUGUAUUAUUUGCUUAAAAAGUGCUGCUCACGAAGAAACUCCAUUUGUAUAUGCACCGCAUUGGAGCUUCCAAAAAUUCUAUAAGUUGUACUGUAGAGCAUUUUUGCUUUUUUGGGGUCAUUUACGGUACAUUCACUUUCUUCUAUCAUUCUUAUGAACUACAGUAUGUAUUUUAUAUAAUAUUAUAUUUCACUUUAUUAUCAAAAUUAAAGUUGGUCACAAAUCGUGGCUCAAAGGCCAAAUUGUAUGCGAGUCUAACAAUUUCAAUAUAAAAAAUGUAUUAUAGAGGAUUAAAACAACUAUGCAGUAGUUGAAAGCAUGGAGGUAUAGAAUAGAAUAAAAAUAUUGUUAUACCUCCAUGUUGAAUGUACUGUAAGUUAGGGGGUAGGGUUGUGUUUAAUGAUGUAUGGUAUACAUGUCAAUUGGUAUACUGUAAAUUGAUGUUAAUCAAAUCUGGUAAAAAUUAUUAUUAUUAAGACAUACAUUAUAAAAAUGGAGCUAUCUCUAUUGCAUAAGUGUUUAUUGUUUUUGCUAAUCUGUGUUUUUAUUGUGAAAAUUGUUGAAUGUUUACAGCAUCAGAAACUGCAUGUCGUCAUCGUAGCUUACUUUACAUUAUGACAGUAUAUGUAAUGUAACAGAAAAGGGGUACAUAGGUGUACUGUGUGUUUAUAAAUUACAAGGGUGCUGUUUGCAUGAAAUCUUCAUUAUGUAACCUGCUGUUGAACAUAUCCAGCUCAAUCUCAGUUUUUGAAACUUCACACAUACAGGGGUCCCAAGUGGGAAGGGUCAAUUCUGAGAGACUGCAGUGACAGUUCCAGGGAGGGACUUUCACAGAUAGAGGGUCUAGACCACCUCAGCCCCGCCAUGGUUGGGGCGCCCCCUCUUGAAUCCACUACUGAUCGGUAUAAUGAGCUUUCUUAACGCAAUUAAUUUUGCUACACAUCAUCAAUUGAUAAUAAAGCAGUGAAAACAUGCAAAUAUUAUGAAUUUGCGGGAGGUGGGUUAUUUUCCCGGGAGAUUCUUGCUUGCUUGUGGGAGGCCGUCCCGAUUUCCUGGAGACUCCUAUGAUUUGUGGGAGACUUUUGAACCCCUGCACCUAACAAAUGAUAUAUUGCAUGUUUUUCAUUGAAAUGAUAAUGUGUGACAGCAAUGUUCAAAUUUAACAAUUAUAUUUUGCUAACACAAAAUAUGUCUUAAACAAAAUAAUGACAAUGAAGAUAUUAAAAUUAUAUAGUAAUAGAAUAAAAAGAAUAAUUGAUUUCUGUUACAAUAAACUAUGCUCUGUUAUUAGA